GAGGAGGGGGUGAGGGCAUUCAUCAUCACCACCUCUCUCUCCAACUCUUCUGACAGCGCCCGACACAGAAGCAAAAAGAGAGCACACAGGAUAUGAGUCAAAUAAAUACCCGGACACUUUCUAUCCCCCCGAAGUUGGAUUGAGGUUGAUGCUGAGAUUUAGCAAGGUUGGUUGGAUGUGUCUUUGUGUUACAUGUGAUCCAGGAUAUAGCAGAGAAGAACUCAGGAACAGCUACCCUGUUGACCCGUUGGAAGUUGGAUUGCACAACCACAAGUAGCGCUUUUGUUUUGUAACGCCAGUACUUAUUUUGGGAAAACAAUUUGUACUGUUUUAGAUGUUAGAGGAUCUUUUUCUGGGGACUUUUAGGAUGUCGUCCUCACAGGGUCUGUGAUCUAACACCCAAAGCUGUCAGUUUUGGAGGGUUCUGAACGGAUGACAGCCCAGGAGAUGCACCAGAGUGGCAUCUACAGCUUCUUCCUCAACAUGUUUGCCUACCAGAUAUGUUGCUGCUGUGGCCCUGCCCCAUGCUCACUGUGCUGCUCCUUCUGCCCCCCGGUGAAGUCAUCGUCCAGCACGAGGAUCAUGUACACACUCUUCCACAUCAUGGCCUGCGCCGUCUCCUGUCUCAUGCUCUCACGCACUGUCUCCGAGGCUGUCCGGGACAAUGUGCCUUUCUUCAACAUGGUGUGUGACCAGGCCCAUGGCGGAGGGCACUGUGAAAUGCUGGUUGGCUACUCAGCGGUCUACAGGGUCUGCUUUGGCACCGCCUGCUUCUACCUGAUGAUGGCGCUGUUCCUCAUCGAUGUCAAGUCCAGCCAGGACUUCAGAGCGCUCAUCCACAAUGGGUUCUGGUUUCUGAAGUUCAUCACCCUGCUUGGGAUGUGUACUGCUGCUUUCUUCAUCCCUACUGAGUCCUUCCUGCAUGCCUGGCACUACGUAGGCGUGGUGGGAGGAUUUGCCUUCAUCCUCAUCCAACUCAGUCUCAUCACAGCAUUUGCCCACACCUGGAACAAGAACUGGUUAACAGGGGCGGCAGAGGACAAGCGCUGGUACCUGGCGGUGAUGUGUGCCACCCUGUUCUUCUACAGCAUCGCCACCAUGGCCUUCACCUUCAUGUAUAAGUACUACACCCACCCCACAGCCUGCCAGUCCAACAAGGUCCUGCUCUGGACCAACCUGACCCUGUGUGGCAUCAUGUCCUUCAUUGCCGUCACGCCCUGUGUACAGCAGAAACAGCCUCGUUCAGGGCUCCUGCAGGCUUCGAUCAUCAGCUGCUACGUCAUGUACCUCACCUUGUCUGCCCUGUCCAGCCGGCCCCCAGAGAAAAUGGUGUACCAGGGGGUGAAUAUGACAGUAUGUUACCCCAGUGUGGGUCAGGAUGGCAUCCAGAAGGAGACCAACGCGGUGGCCAUUAUAGGAGCUGCCAUCAUGUACUGCUGUGUGCUCUUCGCAUGCGGUAUUCAGCUCGCUCUCCCGAGGGAGUACGAUGGGACGGCUGCUGGGUGCAAGGGUUUCCUGCUCCAGCUGGAGCUUUACCUGGCAACCGUGCACACGACUCCUUCAGGAGGUGAGAGCGUGAACGCCCUCGUCUCCUGCCUGUCAGGCAAAGCUCUGGAGUGGGCCAACGCGGUCUGGGAUGGACCAGACUCGGCGAGGGACCACUACCCAGAGUUCACCCGCCGUUUCCGGGCCGUGUUCGACCACCUCGGCGGGUGA
Molecule: messenger RNA, 1716 nt
Organism: Salvelinus fontinalis (brook trout)
Lineage: Eukaryota; Metazoa; Chordata; Actinopteri; Salmoniformes; Salmonidae
Product: serine incorporator 4-like
Exons: 9
Coding region: 433-1716 (427 amino acids)
Cellular component (GO): membrane
Source: RefSeq, a predicted model, not a curated record